This is a messenger RNA of Lethenteron reissneri (Far Eastern brook lamprey), 4611 nucleotides long. RefSeq names its product transmembrane protein 238 (gene TMEM238). NCBI's taxonomy places the organism in Eukaryota, Metazoa, Chordata, Hyperoartia, Petromyzontiformes, Petromyzontidae. The record is from RefSeq and is a predicted model, not a curated record.
AAGCAGCCCAGGUGUCAGCACCACGCCUUGUUUGCUUCUUAGCCCCCUCGAAGUUACACAAUCGUCAACUCCCGUCCGAUAGUUCACCCCGAGCGGCGUGGCUCAUGCUACAUAGAUAACGUCUACGCUGCCCUAGAACAAGUUUAUGGAAUGUUAUCCAUACAGAUGAGUGGUUGGAUAGUUUAACUUGUGUUGCGUUACUUGCAGUGGGUAGGUGAGUUCGUGAGUGUGGGUUUUGAGUUUGGGGGAUUGAUUUUCGACUGUUUCCUGCCACCGUUUCAACUGGGCCUCGUGGUCUGUACUUGGGCAGCCUGGCAUGGCGGUGCCCAAGCGAGGCAUCGGCCGCUGUGCUUACGCCUUCGUGCUCGCCAUCAGCUUCGACGUGGCCGGCGUGGCGCUGCUCACGUGGGGCCUCUUCGGCGAUGUGAUCUACUUCGACCUGCUCAUCUACUGCGGCGCCAUCCUGGUCUUCCUGAGCCUCGUGUGGUGGAUCUUCUGGUACACGGGCAACAUCGAGGUGCCCCUCUCAGAGUUCGAUGACGAUCGAAAGCCUGGCGGCUUUGAGCGGCUCGCGCGAACCGUGUCGCGGCGGCUGUCGAACCGAUUCGGCAGCCAGAGGGGAGCGGCGGAAAGGGCUCACGGGGCCUCGACGUUGCCGUCGUCGACGGCCGGCCGGCAAAAUCCUCCGCAGGCUCGCACUCGUGGCACUCGUGGCACUCAGAGUGCCCGAUUGUUAAAAUACUCUGCAGUACCGGGGGAAGCAUCGGCGGUGUCGUCGUCGUCGUCAUCAGCAGCUGCAGCAUCACCUGCUGGAGCAGCCUCGUCCAUGGAGAUGAAGCCCAUGAUCGCGCCAAGCUCCAAGAAGAGAGGAGUCAGUUUUCAAAUUCGCCCCAUCACUCCCAGGGGCUCAGGAGCACCGAGCACCUUUGUGGACAUAUCUACGUUGUGAUGAGGUGUGGUUGAAUCCAAUGUUCCGUGGAGGUGAUGGAAGAUGGUGACGGUGGUGGUGGUGGUCACGAAGCUGAUGGUGAUGACUUUGCUUCAGGCACUGGGGGUGGGGCGGGGGGGGUCUGAAGUUUUUGGGAUUGCUGUGUGAAGCCUGGAUUUGCAAGGACUGCCAAGUUCCCAUCUCUCCGAAGCUCUGAAUAUCGGUGUGCCCCUAACGUGUGAAUGACAGCCGAUCCACACUGUGGUGAACUGCACCAAUGACUGUACCAGAGACAAAUGUCUAACUUGGGGGAAAAUUAAUCAUUCUGUGCAUGCAGACUAUUGUUUAAUCCCACUAAACAUGCGGAGACAACUGUUUAUGUUUUAAUAUGACGAUGAUGAAAUUUUACGGCACAUUAUUUCACUGAAAAACAAUGCAACUACAUUUGUGAUACUAUCGGGAGCAAAGUUCUUCGUUUUAAUCUUUGACGUUAGCAAAGGCCAUCCGUUUUUGCACGAACAUUUUUAAAGCAUCCCUUUGUGAUUGGCGGCUGUGAGCAGCUAAAACUGUAUCAUCCUAUAACCUUGGAAUGGUCGGUCUGGAUAUUUUGAGAUCAUGGGUUUGUCAAUAAUAGCUUGUUUCUGUCCGAAUACAUGACUGUUGAAGCCAUCUGUGUUGCGCUGAGGUCAGAGUUUUCGACCAGCAUUUAGAAAUGUGCACGUUAAAAGCAAGGUCACGGUCAGCUCAGCCCAUAAUUUGAUAAGAUGAAUGUGUUCCACUUUGUGGGAAGCAGACUGUAGUUGUCCUAUAGACGUUCUGGCAUUGGCCAUAGGAAUCUUUAAGUUGUUCGUAUUUUUUUACAAUUGUUUUUAUUUUAUUUUUUAUUUUAUCAGGUAAGGCCACAGGUAUAUCGCUUUUUUUCAGAAACGACCUGGCCACAAAUGAUAUCUCAGCGAAGUGGCUUAUCACGUGGAAAUGUAUAGCAGCCAAAAUACUCUGAACGUUCGUUCUAAACUCAUGUUUCUAAAUGUGGAAGGAAAAACCGGAGGACCCGGAGAAAUACAUUCGAACUCUAAAUAUACAGGCGUCGGGGUCCGAAUCGAACCCACGACCUCGUGCAUAUCUGGCGAGAGAGAGAUAACAUUGCCACCGGGGCCGUUAACAAAAUACAAGUGCCACCCCACACUCAUUGCAGCUGGGAGACUCUCGACUUGAGAAGCCUUGAAGCUGCGCACACUGCGUUUUACAAACUGCUGCAUUUCACACACAUUUAUAGAGUUCUCCCAUAAACCGAGGAAUGCGAAUGCAGCUGUCGCAUAACAGCGGGCAUCCAUUUCAACAAAACCGUGGCGCCUUCCCGCAUGAAACAAAUGCAGAACUGGCAGGGCCAAAAGUCUUGUUUAACAAGCAAACACACCGCACGCCCGGCGCAUGGUGCUGUCCUUGGCAGUUUGUUUAACGUGUAAUCAUUUCUUUAGCCAGUUGGUGCUUUAUCUCCAGAAUGUUCAAACAGACGAUUUAUUUUUGUAUAGUCUGGUGUUCUUCGGCUUACCAAAAGCUAUACUUCUGUUGAAAUCCGUGAUCUGCCACAAUUACCUUUGGAUAGUAACUCUGUCGGCAAUGCCCCGUGCGUUUGAGCUACGGUAAUAUACGUUACAACUAAUUGUGAAUUUGUUAAGCGUUUACCCCCAGCCCAUUGCGAAUGAUUAAUUCAUGACAAUUGGUGGCGUGUACAUUUUUUUAAAAAAAGGUAAUUAUCACAAAAUGAGUUUUUGAAAAAAUGUGUUGAGAUUCUCCGAUGUGUGUUCUUGUUGUACCGGGGUAUUGUUCAGCCCUGUCUGACAUUUCGCCGCAAUUCAGUUCCUGCGAUCUACUUCGGGAACUGAAUUGUUGAGGUAUCAAAGGAGGGCUCUGUCCGAGUGGGAUGAUCCAAAACUGAACGGUCAAACUUGAAUUGUCGUAAUGGGACAAGGAUUUUAUAUUGAGUGUGUCAGGGUGUCUGUAUCGGAUAACAAUAAGGUUAUAUUUUGGAUUUGUCAGGUACUGUCAUCGUUGCAUCAAGGGUUCUAAUUCAUGCGAGUUCUAUAUUGAAUGAGAUAAUGGUUAUACAGUUGAUAUGUUCAGGUGUGUACCGAAUGUAGCAAUGGUUUUGUAUCACACGAGAUGUGGAUUUUGUAUGAAUUCAUUUAAGUGAUCUUUAUUUGGGCACAUUCAGGGUUUUAUAUCAGAUUAGUAUAAGGGUUCUGUAUGGGAUGGCAAUAAUUCUGCUUUGGAUGACCCCCCAUGACUCUGUGUCAAAGGGCAAGUGUGGUGUGUUGGGUAAUAGAGGUUCUGUAUGGGAUAAUAAAGCAAAAAGGGUGCUUAGAUGAUGUGAAAAAUUUUACCAACUGGUGAGAUGGAGCAGUGGACAAAAUGUAUUUUAAUAGUGUAACCCAUCAUUGAACCUCAAUACUUCUUUUUUUCAGAAGGGUCAUGCAUUGGAAUUUUGCCAUUAUUCAGUGUUUGAUUUAUGCUUGGCGUUGGUGGCUAUGCACGCCUGCAAUCCAGCUCUGUGGCGAUGAGGGUUGGUGAAUGAGUCUCAAGGUCACACAGUAUACUGACUCGCCAGGAUGUGGCAGCACAGAAAGCGGAUUAACUUCCAUCUGUAUUCCAUCGGUAUGGGAAUUGAGUGUUACCUCUCCCCCCUUUUCAUACUCCUGUAUCCUCUCAAAUGUAUAAAACACUAAUCAUGGAGUAGGCCCAAUAUCCCAGUAUAGUAUUGCAGAGCUUGGGCAAUUGUUAGCUCCUCUGGUUCAUGCUGCCUUCUCUUAAUAAUUAUCUCUCUUUGAGUGAAUGUUGGCCUCUCUCUGUACCUCCGAUUAGCACGGUUGGCUUCGUAUGGUGCGAAAGAAGUUCAACAUACACUACGAACACAAGCUGUGCGUGUUACAACAUGGAUAUUUGCCUUGUGGGAAGAAACUGGAGUAACUGGAAAAAACCCAAACGUAUGAGGGGAUAACACUCAAAACUCCGCCAGGUUCAAGAAACCAUUGUUGUACUACCAUCUGAUGGCGACCUCCUGGCUCAAGCCUACAACACCUGGUAUUCCCCGAGUCUCCCUUCGAAGUACUAACAAGGGUUAAUCCUUGACUUAAAGCUUUCGUGACUGCAGGAAUUCAUAUUCUUUGGGUCUUUCAGUAAAGUCACGUAGAUAGUUCAUAGAAAGUAACAAAAAACUACGACGUUUUGCUCAUAACACAAGCCAUCGUCCCGAUGACGAUCACUUGUGUUGUGAUCGAAACGUAGUUUUUGUUAUUUUAUUUUAAUCAUCUUUUAACCGAAAGACCCAAAGAAUAAGGGUUAACCCUGAUUAGCUUCUGAAAUCCGAGACCUGACGAUGUUGCCCACAUUCAGGGUGAAUUGGGCCGUGGAGGCUGUGUGUAUUGCUUUCGUUGAGCCACGACAUGUGAAUGUGGAAUUUCCAACACUCGCUUGGGCCUGCCAAGAGACGACCACGUGAACAGCUGAACUGUUUUUUUUUACUUUGGUCCGUCGAAAAAAAAAUCACGUUUGCUGUAAUUGCAAGGUUGAUGCGUUUUUAUCUCAUUUUAUAUGUGUACAGAAAAGUGAACGAUUUUUUUGUUAGUUUAAAUGAAUGCAUUGAUAUGCUCUGCAUCUGUCGAAACAAAAUAACUUUUUCUUAA